This is a messenger RNA of Eutrema salsugineum, 1829 nucleotides long. Its product is annotated as trihelix transcription factor ASIL2. Gene Ontology annotation, cellular component: nucleus. Bases 486 to 1655 code for a protein of 389 amino acids. NCBI's taxonomy places the organism in Eukaryota, Viridiplantae, Streptophyta, Magnoliopsida, Brassicales, Brassicaceae. The transcript has a single exon. The record is from RefSeq and is a predicted model, not a curated record. Gene Ontology annotation, molecular function: transcription cis-regulatory region binding.
GUCAAAAAGAGGAAUGACGCCAAAAAAUGAUAAUUAAGCGAUUAGCAAGAGUGGUUUGCAAAUCUACCCUACGCCACCUACCGGCCCCGUCAUACGCGGCUCACGUUAGCAAUACAACCAUGAAAAAACGGUGGCUAUGUGGCUUCGUCCCCGAAAUCAGCCGCUUUUUCUCUUUUUAUUUUCCAUUACUUUUCUUCCACGUGUCAUCCACGACGGUGCCCCCACCACCCUCCGCCACCACCGCUUAAGCCUUUUCCCUUUAAUUACCAACUCUGCUAAUAUGCGCUUUUAUCUAACACCUUAACCUCCGCCACCAACCAUUAUCAUGCGCCUCUCCUCCACUCUCUCUCUCUCUCUCCCUUAUCUCCUCGUUAUUACGUGAAAUCGCCGCCGCGAAAAGCCAUCGCAUCACAGCCAACAUUUUUUUUUUUCUCGAGAUCUAACUUUCUCCAACCCCUCAAUUUCUGAUUUUAUCUAUAUCGAUCAUGUCCGAUCCGGAAUCUCCGUUGAAUCAUGAUCCAAUUCCCGAUCCAUCCCGGGUGCGGAUCCAAUCGUCUCCGCCGCUAGCUCUCCUCCCGCCGCCACCAUCUUCCUCCGCUCUAGACAAUGCUUUGGAGGAUCCGGCUUCCGCUACCGAUGUGAAGAUCGCCUCCGUCCCGGCGACUUCCAAGAGCUCCAGGCGAUUACCUCCGCCGUGCUGGUCUCUCGAGGAGACGACCGCGCUUAUUGACGCGUAUCGAGACAAAUGGUACGCUCUGAACCGUGGAAACCUCAAGGCGAAUCACUGGGAGGAAGUCGCGGAAGCGGUCGCAGCUAAUUGUCCCGAUGCGACGCCGAAAAAAACGGCGGUUCAGUGCCGGCACAAGAUGGAGAAGCUCCGGAAACGGUACCGUACCGAGAUCCAGCGAACCAGAUCUGUGCCGGUGGCGAGGUUUAUAUCUUCUUGGGUCCACUUUAAGCGAAUGGAAGCCAUGGAGAAUCGACCGGAGACCAAACAGGGUAACGAAAGUGGAAACGAGGAGGAAGACGAUGGCAAUUACGCCGCUCGGUAUCAAUUCAGCGGCGGAGGUUCGGUGGCGAGGACAACACCGAGGUUCUUUAAUAGGAAUGGUACCGCCGGAUCUGGUGGUGGCGGAGGUAGCAGCAGCGGCGGAAUUAGAAUUCGGAUACCGACGGGAGUGAGUAUAGCACAGUCCGGGCCGAGAUUUCCCGGUAAGAUCGAUCCGAAAUACACGGCGAGUCCAAGUCUCGGUGUCAGUGGGAAUCCGAGACCUGGUCGUCUGGGAGCGGGAUCCAGUUACGGAGCUAGAGUUGUGAGAAUCCCUGAAGGAGGAGAAGAUAGAGCAGGGAAACGAGGAAGGGAGAUGAUGAUGAUGAAGACGGAGGAGGAUGAUGAUGAUGAUCCAAUGGUUGAGAUAGCGAGUGCGAUCAAGCUACUUGGAGAUACGUUGCUGAGAACAGAGCAGACGAAGAUGGAGAUGACGAGAGAGAUAGAAGCGAUGAGGAUGGAGAUGGAGAUGAAGAGGACGAAGAUGAUACUGGAAUCGCAACAAAGAAUAGUAGAAGCAUUUGCUAAAAGCAUGUCAGAAAAUGUGGAGGAGACGAAGAAGAAGAAAGCUAGAAGAAUAUCUUCGUCAUUAGCCACUGACUCGUGAUCAAAAAGGCCGUAACUUUUAUGUGUGAUUCUCAGAAUUUUAGAUUUGUGGAAAUCCAAAGAGCUGAAUCUUUGUCCUUCAGUUUCUAACACCAGUAAUGUUUAUGUUAUAAAGUGUAUAAAUUUCGGAAGUUCCGAAGCACCUCUUGUUAUAAAUUAUUUUAGCGUUUUGGUA